AUGUUCAUUGAAUUCAACUCUAUCCUCUUUCUGUUCAUACUUUCCUUUUCUUCUUCUUCUUCUUCUUCUCCUUCUUCUUGGGCAUUGGCAAAAUCGACCCAUACACCUUCUCCCUCUCCCACUCCGGAGAACUUACCUACCAAGCCAUACGAUAUAAAAUGCCAAGAAAGUAUGGAAGCGGGUAACGAUUCGUGGACUGUCAAAGGGUCUGGUACGUACUCGAUUGAGUUUAAAGAUGAUCAUAAGAAAGAGAGAUUCGAUGUAAAAUGGGAUAAUAAUAAUAAAAAAGCUGAUUGCACUAUCGAAGUUACUCGAUUACCGACAGUUCAAAAUACGUUUAAAUUGAGUAUUCUCAAAGAAAAGAUUUUACCGUAUGUAGAAGAGGGUAGAGAUUGGACCUUGACUUGUAGUUGA
Kwoniella botswanensis is the source of this 414-nucleotide messenger RNA. RefSeq lists its product as uncharacterized. The record is from RefSeq and is a predicted model, not a curated record. Lineage: Eukaryota; Fungi; Basidiomycota; Tremellomycetes; Tremellales; Cryptococcaceae. The coding region runs from base 1 to 414 and encodes 137 amino acids. The transcript is spliced from 2 exons.